CUCGCGGGCAGGGGCGGGACUCCCGAAGCACCGCCCCGUUUAGCACGUGACCUUUGGUGCCCCCCCCACCUCCUGCGCGCACUUCCGGCUGCCAUCCGGACGCGCGUGCGCGACGCGUGCGCACUGGAGUCCAGCGUGGCGACUCGGCAGAGGGCCGCCAGCCUCGGGCCCUGAGAGCGGGGCGGGGCGUCCGACAUCCCAGCGUGAAUCCCCCGAGGUGCGACCCCGGGAAGACUCUGGGUGCGAGGUUCGGAGGGGCGGGAGGGCAGGCGCCUGGGGUGUGCUCGGCGCGUGGCCUGCAGCAGGGUCCAGCUUUGCGCGUGCGUGCAGGGCGCCUGGAGGCUCAGGGAGUCUCCGCAGGGGCCGCCGCGGGUCAGGCCCGUCUAGUGCAGCGCUCAGAGCCCAUUUGGUACAGGAGGCGGGUACAGAGGCAAAGGGACGCGCCCAAGGUCACCCAGCCCGGAGCCCAAGCCCAGGAAUCGAGGGAGGAAGGUGGAAGCCAAGCGGUUAGUCCUCGGAGGCCCCUCAGCAGCAGCUGAGCAGGUGAGGGGGUCCUCAGACCCCCGCCGACACCCCUCCAGGAGCCCCUGUAGAAAGGCUCGGCCACCGGAGUUGUCGGAAACCCGGACGUGAAGCUGAAGCGGGUGCGACUGUGGCAGGUGGAAACCUUUUCUCCAAGCGGGUGGGCAAGCCAGGGGGCUCAUUGCAAACGGAUACACGUGCUCAGGAACCCAGGCAGCCGUGCACUCGAGUGAUCUCAGGCGGCUCCGAUGCUGAAACACAGGUGAGUGCUGCCCUGUCUGGAGCUGCGGGGCCGGGGCCAGGGCCAGGGAGGGAGGAGGCAGAAUGAGGCACUCGCCUGAAGGACAGCAGUGACAGGCUGGACUUCUGAUGACACCUAAGCUUGGAGCUUCUGCCUUCAGAGGCGAGACGGUUCUGAGCUCAGUGGAGCACUGGGUGGCCAUUUGGGACAGCUUGGUCCUCCAGGUGGAGACCCAUUUCCCCAGUGAUGGGAGGUGACCCAGGAGGCCAAGGCACCUUCCGGCUCCUGACAUGUUUGCCCUCUUCCAGGAGCAUCAGGCCUGUGCUGCUGCUGGCUCAGCUGCCCAAGGCUCAGCACGGGCUCUCUCAGCUCAAGGCCUCCACCCUCCUGAAGACUCCUGGAGGCGAGGCCCUCCAUGUGAGGUGCCGGCUCUUGUCAAGGCAGGGCCCUGCAGAGACAGGCAGGCAGGGCCAGCCCCGGGGCCCUGGGCUGCGAACUAGGCUGCUGGUCACAGCCUUAUUUGGGGCGGGGCUGGGUGGGGCCUGGCUGGCCAUGAGGGCUGAGAAGGAGCGGCAGCAGCAGCAGCGGCGGACAGAGGCCCUGCGCCAGGCCUCCGUGGGCCAGGGAGACUUUAGCCUGCUGGACCACCAGGGCCAGGCUCGCUGCAAAGCCGACUUCCGAGGCCAGUGGGUGCUGUUGUACUUUGGCUUCACUCACUGUCCCGACAUCUGCCCUGACGAACUGGAGAAGCUGGUGCGGGUGGUGCGGCAGCUGGAGGCCCAGCCCGGCCUGCCCCCGGUGCAGCCCGUCUUCAUCACUGUGGACCCCGCGCGGGACGAUGUUGCUGCCAUGGCCCGCUACGUGCAGGACUUCCACCCGCGGCUGCUGGGCCUGACUGGCUCGGCGGAGCAGGUUGCCCAGGUCAGCCGCAGCUACCGUGUGUACUACAGUGCCGGCCCCAAGGACGCGGACCAGGACUACAUCGUGGACCACUCCAUCGCCAUCUACCUGCUCAACCCCGACGGCCUCUUCACAGACUACUAUGGCCGGGCCAGGUCGGCCGAGCAGAUUGCAGACAGUGUGCGGCGCCACAUGGCUGCCUUCCGCAGCGUCCUGCACUGACCUGGGUCAUUAAAGGGUGUGGUGGAGCUG
Molecule: messenger RNA, 1915 nt
Organism: Myotis brandtii (Brandt's bat)
Lineage: Eukaryota; Metazoa; Chordata; Mammalia; Chiroptera; Vespertilionidae
Gene: SCO2
Product: protein SCO2 homolog, mitochondrial
Exons: 2
Coding region: 1010-1885 (291 amino acids)
Biological process (GO): mitochondrial respiratory chain complex IV assembly; intracellular copper ion homeostasis
Cellular component (GO): mitochondrial inner membrane
Molecular function (GO): copper chaperone activity; copper ion binding
Source: RefSeq, a predicted model, not a curated record